UUUGCGGGUUCUUUUUCCAGGUGCGGCGAUGGCAUCCACUCCGUCGAGUGCCUGGAGAAGAACUUCAUGGCUUUGCAAAAGAAAAUGGAAGACGACUUCUCCCAAGUGGAGACCAUUCAGAUGAAGGUCAAAGCUUUGAGUGCCGACUGGGAGGAACGACACCAUCAGUUGAAGGUAGAGCAAGAAAAGGUGGCAGAACUGGAAGCGCAGAUCAAGCUGCUGAAUACCAAGCAGGAAGAAGUCAUGGCUUCCCUUCAAGCCGACAUGCUCCAUGCUGCCAGCCAGAUCCAGGAGAAGGAAGAGCUGGCAGAGCGGCUCAGGUCAGAAGUUGCCUUCCUGGAGAAGAGGGUGAGGGUGGCCUGUGAGGAGGCUGCCGGGAGCGCUGCUGAACUGGAGAAAGGAGCUCACGAGGCCCGGCUGGCUUUGGAGGCCACGCUGGCUUCCCUCUGUCCACAGCUGGACAGAGAGGAAGUAGCCAGGGAGACCCUUCAGUCCGAGCAGGAGGCCCUGCCACCGCGGCAGCAUCAUGUGCAGUUCCUGUAUGGACAGGACGCCAAGGGCCCAAGAAAGGCCGAAGGAGCGGAAGCCACAGCAGCAGCAGCAGAGGCUCCGCAAGGGCUGCCGCAGGAGGCAGUGGGUGGCCUCCAGGAAGAGGCCAAGCCCAGAGCCAGCAGGGGUGCGUGGGUGUUACUUUCUUUGUCCACCGAUUUUCUUUUGUCUCCCGAAACACAUGCCCCUGGGUCCCUGGAGCCACUGGUCAAGGCAACGUCAAGCUGUGUCCAGAAGCCCACUCUGCUUUCAGAACUGCAGAGGGGUCUCUUUGAGAGUCCCUUCUGGGAAAGGCUUCUGCAGCCCGAAAGGGGUGAAAAUUGUUACUUCUGCCUUGUUACCGGCGGUCUUUUUUCUGAGGUGCAUCCCGCUGAAGCGGACCGUCACUUUGAGUGUUGA
Pseudonaja textilis is the source of this 948-nucleotide messenger RNA. RefSeq lists its product as uncharacterized. Lineage: Eukaryota; Metazoa; Chordata; Lepidosauria; Squamata; Elapidae. The record is from RefSeq and is a predicted model, not a curated record.